This is a messenger RNA of Pelobates cultripes (western spadefoot toad), 12333 nucleotides long. Lineage: Eukaryota; Metazoa; Chordata; Amphibia; Anura; Pelobatidae. The record is from the annotation of a GenBank genome assembly.
AUGGCGGCGGGUGGGCGAAGGAAACUCCUGCAGCUGGUGACCCGCUUUGGGGUGCUGCUCCUCACCCGGUGCCCGUUCUGGUUUUGUUUCAGCCAGUUAAUGCUGUAUGCCGAGAGGGCAGAGGCAAAGAGGUCAGUACUGUGUCAUAUUAUAGAAAUAUACAUCAUAUAUGCACUGUGUCAUAUUAUAGAAAUAUACAUCAUAUAUGCACUGUGUCAUAUUAUAGAAAUAUACAUCAUAUAUGCACUGUGUCAUAUUAUAGAAAUAUACAUCAUAUAUGCACUGUGUCAUAUUAUAGAAAUAUACAUCAUAUAUGCACUGUGUCAUAUUAUAGAAAUAUACAUCAUAUAUACACUGUGUCAUAUUAUAGAAAUAUACAUCAUAUAAUACACUGUGUCAUAUUAUAGAAAUAUACAUCAUAUAUGCACUGUGUCAUAUUAUAAAUAUACAUCAUAUAUGCACUGUGUCAUAUUAUAGAAAUAUAUAUAUAUACACCAUAUAGCAUGUAACUAUAUAUACACUUUCCUUGUCAUAUAUAGAAAUAUAUACACCAUAUAUAUACACCAUAUAGCAUCUAAAUAUAUAUACACUGUGUCAUAUAUACAGGGAAAGCCAAUUAUAUAAAUAUAUAUACCAUAUAGCAUCUAAAUAUAUAUACACUGUGUCAUAUUACUUAUAUAUACAAGGAAAACCAAUUAUAUAAAUAUAUACACACCAUAUAUACACCAUAUAGCAUCUAAAUAUAUACACCGCGAUUGUCAUAUCAUAUUAUAUACACCAUAUAGCAUCUAAAUAUAUACACACUGUGUCAUAUUAUAUACAGGGAAAGCCAAUUAUAUAAAUAUACACAUCAUAUAGCAUCUAAAUAUACACUGUAUCAUAUUAUAUAUACAGGAAAGCCAAUUAUAUAAAUAUAUAUACACCAUAUAGCAUCUAAAUAUAUAUACACUGUGUCAUAUUAUAUACAGGGAAAGCCAAUUAUAUAAAUAUAUAUACACCAUAUAGCAUCUAAAUAUAUACACUGUGUCAUAUUAUAUACAGGGAAAGCCAAUUAUAUAAAUAUAUAUACACCGUAUAGCAUCUAAAUAUAUACACUGUGUCAUAUUAUAUACAGGGAAAGCCAAUUAUAUAAAUAUAUAUACACCAUAUAGCAUGUAAAUAUAUAUACUGUGUGACCAAAUAUACAUCAAAUAUACAUAAUAUACAUCAUAUACACACUGUGUCAUAUUAUAUAAAUAUACAUCAUAUAUAUACACCAUAUAGCAUCUAAAUAUAUAUACUGUGUGACCAAAUAUACAUAAUAUACAUCAUAUACACACUUUGUCAUAUUAUAUAAAUAUACAUCAUAUAUACACCAUAUAGCAUCUAAAUAUAUAUACUGUGUGACCAAAUAUACAUCAAAUAUACAUAAUAUACAUCAUAUACACACUGUGUCAUAUUAUAUACAUGGAAAGCAAAUUAUAUAAAUAUAUAUAUAUAUAUAUACCAUAUAGCAUCUAAAUAUAUACAAACUGUGUCAUAUUAUAUAAAUAUAUUUAUAUAUACACCAUAUAGCAUCUAAAUAUACACUGUCAUAUUAUAUAAAUAUAUAUAUACACCAUAUAGCAUCUAAAUAUACACCGUGUCAUAUUAUAUACACCAUAUAGCAUCUAAAUAUACACCGUGUCAUAUUAUAUACACCAUAUAGCAUCUAAAAAUACACUGUGUUAUAUUAUAUACAGGGAAAGCAAAUUAUAUAAAUAUACACUGUGUCAUAUUAUAUACAUGGAAAGCAAAUUAUAUAAAUAUAUAUAUAUAUAUAUAUAUAUAUAUAUACACACCAUAUAGCAACUAAAUAUAUACACACUGUGUGAUAUAUACAGGGAAAGCCAAUUAUAUAAAUAUACACUGUGUCAUAUUAUAUACAGGGAAAGCAAAUUAUAUAAAUAUACACUGUGUCAUAUUAUAUACAUGGAAAGCAAAUUAUAUAAAUAUACACAUCAUAUAGCAUCUAAAUAUACACUGUAUCAUAUUAUAUACACCAUAUAGCAUCUAAAUAUAUACACACUGUGUCAUAUUAUAUACAGGGAAAGCCAAUUAUAUAAAUAUACACAUCAUAUAGCAUCUAAAUAUACACUGUAUCAUAUUAUAUACACCAUAUAGCAUCUAAAUAUAUACACACGGUGUCAUAUUAUAUACAGGGAAAGCCAAUUAUAUAAAUAUACACAUCAUAUAGCAUCUAAAUAUACACUGUAUCAUAUUAUAUACACCAUAUAGCAUCUAAAUAUAUACACACUGUGUCAUAUUAUAUACAGGGAAAGCCAAUUAUAGAAAUAUAUAUAUAUAUAUAUACACCAUAUAGCAUCUAAAUAUACACUGUGUCAUAUUAUAUACACCAUAUAGCAUCUAAAUAUACACUGUGUCAUAUUAUAUACAUGGAAAGCCAAUUAUAUAAAUGUACACAUCAUAUAGCAUCUAAAUAUACACUGUAUCAUAUUAUAUACACCAUAUAGCAUCUAAAUAUAUACACACUGUGUCAUAUUAUAUACAGGGAAAGCCAAUUAUAUAAAUAUACACAUCAUAUAGCAUCUAAAUAUACACUGUAUCAUAUUAUAUACACCAUAUAGCAUCUAAAUAUAUACACACGGUGUCAUAUUAUAUACAGGGAAAGCCAAUUAUAUAAAUAUACACAUCAUAUAGCAUCUAAAUAUACACUGUAUCAUAUUAUAUACACCAUAUAGCAUCUAAAUAUACACUGUGUCAUAUUAUAUACACCAUAUAGCAUCUAAAUAUACACUGUGUCAUAUUAUAUACACCAUAUAGCAUCUAAAUAUACACUGUGUCAUAUAUACAGGGAAAGCCAAUUAUAUAAAUAUAUAUACACCAUAUAGCAUCUAAAUAUAUACACUGUGUGACCAAAUAUACACUGUGUGUGACCAAAUAUACAUUAUAUAGCAUCUAAAUAUACACUGUGCCCUAAUAUACAUCAUAUACACAGUGUGUGUGACCAAAUAUACAUCAUAUACACACUGUGUGACCAAAUAUACAUCAUAUACACACUGUGUGACCAAAUAUACAUCAUAUACACACUGCGUGUGACCAAAUAUACAUCAUAUACACACUGUGUGUGACCAAAUAUACAUCAUAUACACACUGUGUGACCAAAUAUACAUCAUAUACACACUGUGUGUGACCAUAUAUAUAGAUGUAUAUUUGGUCACAGUGUAUAUUUAGAUGCUAUAUGAUGUAUAUUAUGUACAUUUAUAUGAUGUAUAUAUGAUCUAUAUUUGCACACAGUGUAUAUUUAUAUGAUGUAUAUUUGGUCACAGUGUAUAUUUAUAUGAUGUAUAUUUGGUCACGGUGUAUAUUUAUAUGAUGUAUAUUUUGUCACAGUGUACAUCAUAUACACAUUGUGUGUGACCAAAUAUACAUCAUAUACACAAUGUGUGUGACCAAAUAUACAUCAUAUAAAUAUACACUGUGCCCUAAUAUACAUCAAAUAUACAUAAUAUACAUCAUAUAAAUAUACAUAAUAUACAUAUACAUAAUAUACACCAUAUUAAUAUAAAUAUACAUUAAUCAUAUAAAUAUACACAAUAUAGCAUCUAAAUAUACACUGUGACCAAAUAUACAUCAUAUAAAUAUACACUGUGUGCAAAUAUACAUCAUAUAUACAUAAUAUACAUCAUAUAGCAUCUAAAUAUACACUGUGCCCUAAUAUAAAUCAAAUAUACAUACACUGUGUGCAAAUAUACAUCAUAUAAAUGUAUACCCUCUGUGACCAAAUAUACAUCAUAUAGCAUCUAAAUAUACACUGUGCCCUAAUAUAAAUCAAAUAUACAUACACUGUGUGCAAAUAUACAUCAUAUAAAUAUAUACCCUCUGUGACCAAAUAUACAUCAGAUAGCAUCUAAAUAUACACUGUGACCAAAUAUACAUCAUAUAAAUAUACACUGUGUGCAAAUAUACAUCAUAUAUACAUAAUAUACAUCAUAUAGCAUCUAAAUAUACACUGUGACCAAAUAUACAUCAGAUAUACAUACACUGUGUGCAAAUAUACAUCAUAUAAAUAUAUACCCUCUGUGACCAAAUAUACAUCAUAUAGCAUCUAAAUAUACACUGUGCCCUAAUAUACAUCUAUAUAUACACUGUGUGCAAAUAUACAUCACAUAAAUAUACAUAAUAUACAUAUAAAUAUACACUGUGACCAAAUAUACAUCAUAUAAAUAUACACUGUGUGCAAAUAUAGAUCAUAUAUACAUCAUAUAAAUAUACAUAAUAUACAUCAUAUAGCAUCUAAAUAUACACUGUGACCAAAUAUACAUCUAUAUAUACAUAAUAUACAUCAUAUAAAUAUGUACUGUGACCAAAUAUACAUCAUAUAAAUAUACACUGUGUGCAAAUAUACAUAAUAUAAAUAUACUCUGUGACCAAAUAUACAUCAUAUAUACAUAAUAUACAUCAUAUAGCAUCUAAAUAUACACUGUGCCCUAAUAUACAUCUAUAUGUACACUGUGUGCAAAUAUACAUCAUAUAAAUAUAUACACUGUGUGCAAAUAUACAUCAUAUAACUAUAUACACUGUGUGACCAAAUAUACAUCAUAUCAAUAUACACUGUGUGUAAAUAUACAUAAUAUACAUCAUAUAGCAUCUAAAUAUACACUGUGACCAAAUAUACAUCUAUAUAUACAUAAUAUACAUCAUAUAAAUAUAUACUGUGACCAAAUAUACAUAAUAUAAAUAUACUCUGUGACCAAAUAUACAUCAUAUUGCAUCUAAAUAUACACUGUGCCCUAAUGUACAUAUAAAUAUACACUGUGUGCAAAUAUACAUCAUAUAUACACCAUAUAAAUAUACAUAAUAUACAUCAUAUAGCAUCUAAAUAUACACUGUGUGCAAAUAUACAUAAUAUACAUCAUAUAAAUAUAUACACUGUGUGCAAAUAUACAUCAUAUACAUCUAAAUAUACACUGUGACCAAAUAUACAUCAUAUACACUGUAUGCAAAUAUACAUGUAAAUAUAUACACUGUGCUAAUAUAUAUCAUAUCUAAAUAUACAUUGUGCAAAAAUAGCAUCUGAACAUUGUACCUGUAUAUCUAAAUAUACACUGUGCAAAUAUAGCAUUUAAAUAUACAUUAUACCUGUAUAUCUAAAUAUACACUGUGCAAAUAUAGCAUUUAAAUAUACAUUGUACCUGUAUAUCUAAAUAUACACUGUGCGCAAAUAUAGCAUCUAAAUGUACAUCAUAUACAUCUAAAUAUACACUGUGUCCAAUUAUACAUGGAAAUAUACAGUUUGCAAAUAUACAUCAUAUACAUUUAAAAAUACACGGUGUGCAAAUAUACAUCUAAAUAUACACUGUGCCCAAAUAUAGCAUCUAAAUAUACACUGUAUGCAACUAUACAUCAUGUACAUCUGAAUAUACACUGUGUGCAAAAAUAGCAUCUGAAUAUACACUGUGCCCAAAUAUAGCAUCUAAAUAUACACUGUGUAAAUAUACAUCAUAAUAUACACGGCGCCCAAAUAUAACAUCUAAAUAUACAUUAUAUAUCUAAAUGUACACUUUGUGCAAAUAUAGCAUCUAAAUAUACUAUAUAUAUAUAUAUAAUCUCAAAAUGUAAAAACUAUAUACACAUGCAUGUGUCCAAAUAUAGUCUCUAAAUAUACUCUGCAUUAUACAUAUAUAUAAUUUGUAUAUAUGUGUCUCAUGUCAAUCAGUCUCUGGUACACUGUCCCCUUGUGGCUUUCCUCCUAUAUCUCCCAUUUAUCCUGUCUCAGUUGAAGUCCCCCCAAGGCUCUGUUCUUGUUCCCCUUCUCUUUAUACUGCCUCUCUUGACAAACGUAUUGCCUCAUUUGGAUUCCAGUGCCACCUGUAUGUCCAAAUGUGCAAAACCAGUUAAAGGGAUUUUAUGUGCAAAUACCUGUAUACUAUAAAAAUUUAUAAAAUAUUAUACUUGCAAAUAUGUUGACCUCAACAUGGAAGAGAAAGAUAUAGAAAAAACAUAUAGUGUAAUAUUGUUUAAACACCAAUAAAUUUAGCCUUUGCCAUUAAUCCUUUUUGUUUCAGUCUGUUCUUGCAAGCAGUGGUCUCACUGCUUCUUGUAGUGAUAUUAUAUCCUUCAUACAGUGAUAGUAUUAUUAUUAUAUCCUUCAUACAUUGAUAGUAGUAGUAUUAUUAUUAUUAUUAUAUAAUUCAUGUAGUGAUAGUAUUAUUAUAUCUUUCAUACAGUGAUAGUAUUAUUAUUAUAUCUUUCAUACAGUGAUAGUAUUAUUAUUAUAUCUUUCAUACAGUGAUAGUAUUAUUAUUAUAUACUUCAUACAGUGAUAGUAUUAUUAUUAUAUCCUUCAUACAGUGAUAGUAUUAUUAUCAUAUACUUCAUACAGUGAUAGUAUUAUUAUCAUAUACUUCUUACAGUGAUAGUAUUAUAUCUUUCAUACAGUGAUAGUAUUAUUAUUAUAUCUUUCAUACAGUGAUAGUAUUAUUAUUAUAUACUUCUUACAGUGAUAGUAUUAUUAUAUCUUUCAUACAGUGAUAGUAUUAUUAUAUCCUUCAUACAGUGAUAGUAUUAUUAUUAUAUACUUCAUACAGUGAUAGUAUUAUUAUUAUAUCUUUCAUACAGUGAUAGUAUUAUUAUUAUAUCCUUCAUACAGUGAUAGUAUUAUUAUUAUUAUAUACUUCUUACAGUGAUAGUAUUAUUAUUAUAUACUUCAUACAGUGAUAGUAUUGAUAUUAUAUACUUCAUACAGUGAUAUUAUAUACUUCAUACAGUGAUAGUAUUAUUAUUAUAUACUUCAUACAGUGAUAGUAUUAUUAUUAUAUCUUUCAUACAGUGAUAGUAUUAUUAUUAUAUACUUCUUACAGUGAUAGUAUUAUUAUUAUAUCCUUCAUACAGUGAUAGUAUUAUUAUUAUAUACUUCAUACAGUGAUAUUAUAUCCUUCAUACAGUGAUAGUAUUAUUAUUAUAUACUUCAUACAGUGAUAGUAUUAUUAUUAUAUCUUUCAUACAGUGAUAGUAUUAUUAUUAUAUCCUUCAUACAGUGAUAGUAUUAUUAUUAUAUCCUUCAUACAGUGAUAGUAUUAUUAUAUACUUCUUACAGUGAUAGUAUUAUUAUUAUUAUAUACUUCAUACAGUGAUAGUAUUAUUAUUAUAUACUUCUUACAGUGAUAGUAUUAUUAUUAUAUCUUUCAUACAGUGAUAGUAUUAUUAUUAUAUCCUUCAUACAGUGAUAGUAUUAUUAUAUCCUUCAUACAGUGAUAGUAUUAUUAUUAUAUACUUCAUACAGUGAUAGUAUUAUUAUUAUAUCUUUCAUACAGUGAUAGUAUUAUUAUUAUAUCCUUCAUACAGUGAUAGUAUUAUUAUUAUAUACUUCUUACAGUGAUAGUAUUAUUAUUAUUAUAUACUUCAUACAGUGAUAGUAUUAUUAUUAUAUACUUCAUACAGUGAUAUUAUAUCCUUCAUACAGUGAUAGUAUUAUUAUUAUAUCCUUCAUACAGUGAUAGUAUUAUUAUUAUAUACUUCAUACAGUGAUAGUAUUAUUAUUAUAUACUUCUUACAGUGAUAGUAUUAUUAUUAUAUACUUCAUACAGUGAUAGUAUUAUUAUUAUAUCCUUCAUACAGUGAUAGUAUUAUUAUUAUAUACAUCAUACAGUGAUAGUAUUAUUAUAUCCUUCAUACAGUGAUAGUAUUAUUAUAUCCUUCAUACAGUGAUAUUAUUAUUAUAUACUUCAUACAGUGAUAGUAUUAUUAUUAUAUCCUUCAUACAGUGAUAGUAUUAUUAUUAUAUACUUCAUACAGUGAUAGUAUUAUUAUUAUAUACUUCAUACAGUGAUAUUAUAUCCUUCAUACAGUGAUAGUAUUAUUAUUAUAUCCUUCAUACAGUGAUAGUAUUAUUAUUAUAUACUUCUUACAGUGAUAGUAUUAUUAUUAUAUACUUCAUACAGUGAUAGUAUUAUUAUUAUUAUAUCCUUCAUACAGUGAUAGUAUUAUUAUUAUAUACAUCAUAUAGUGAUAGUAUUAUUAUAUCCUUCAUACAGUGAUAGUAUUAUUAUUAUAUACUUCAUACAGUGAUAGUAUUAUUAUUAUAUCCUUCAUACAGUGAUAGUAUUAUUAUUAUAUCCUUCAUACAGUGAUAGUAUUAUUAGAUACUUCUUACAGUGAUAGUAUUAUUAUAUCCUUCAUACAGUGAUAGUAUUAUUAUUAUAUCCUUCAUACAGUGAUAGUAUUAUUAUUAUAUACUUCUUACAGUGAUAGUAUUAUUAUUAUAUACUUCAUACAGUGAUAGUAUUGUCCGAUUAUAUUUCCAACUUCAUAUAGACUUUAAUGGAGUUGGAAAUGUAAUGAGAGAGAGCAUUGGUAAAGCUUACUAAUGAACUGUAAUUUAUAUAGCCCUUACUGUCUUGCAUAAAUAGUCUAAUAUUAAUAAAAUUAUAAAAAAAACUAUUCUAAAAUCAUUUGGGGUGGUUGGGGGGGGGGGGGUCAUUUUUGGUUUUCGGCUAAAGACAUCCUGAAGUUUCGGUCAAUAAUUUUCAUUUCGGUGCAUCCCUACUAUAUUCUGCAUAUUUCUGAUAAUUGAUAUCAGUCAUUAUUCAUGUGUCUGAAUGUACUUUAUCAGGGUUGUGGAAAUUGUAAAAAGAUUUACUUGUUCAUGGGACUGAGGCAGUAGCCCAACCUACAUGUCCGUCAUAAUGAUCUGAUCUAUGUUUCCAGACACACAAUUAGUUCAACUACAAAGAUUGGGACCCCUGUCCAGAGCCCUGAACAUUGAGAGGGCAUAAGCAGCUUAUUGGGAAAUUUCAUUUAUGGCACUAUAGUGACAACAUGGCUAUUUUUGCCUCAGUUUUGUUAAUUACCCUGAGUGUCUCACCCUUUGCCCCACCCCCAUAGUCUCUCCAUAUUGAGUGUGUCCUGUGUGUCAAAUUCCACCGCUGUGCAUGAGAACAUCCAACGUCAAUCAAAUCCCCAAAGGAAAUCAUUAAAACAAUGCAUUCCUAUAGGGAAUCCUAAUGAGGGUGUGGCUCUUGUUGCGCAUGCACAUAAGGUCUCCCCUGCCGGCUGACGUCAGCAGGGGAGGAGCGUGGGCGGAGCCUGACCCAGUGCAGAGGGACAUCUGCUCUGGAUUCAGGUAAGUGACUGAAGGGGUUUUAACUCCUUAUGCAUCGCGAGAGAGGGUGGCACCGUAGGAACCUAUAGUGCCAGGAAAAAAGGCUUUGUUUUUCUGGUACUAUAGUAUCCCUUUAAGUAUUAACGCAGUAUAAGAAACGGAAGACAUAGUUUUUAAUUAUUAUGAUCCUACCAGAUGGAAUUCUUUCACUUUUAUGAGGAGUCCAUGAUCACGCUUUGAUGUAACCGGAAAGUAAUCUGCAGCUGAAUCUCAGCUGUUUUUAUGGGAGGCUUGGAAGAUUUUAAAGAGUUUACAUUCAUGCCAAACAGGCUUCCGUUCACCCGAGCAAGCAGUUAUUUUACCACAAUGAAUAAAAUCUAAACAAUAGGUGUUACACAUAUAUGUGGCUGCUAUAAACUCCUUCCUACGCAAACGCAUAUGGAAAAUCACUAGGAUUGGCUGAGAAUGGGAUGUAUGGAUUUGGGGCUCACUAAAUGUUAAAAAUAUAUACUAAAUUGAAAUGUGCUUUUAUAUUUAUAUUUUUAUAUAUAUAUAUAUAUAUUAUAUAUUUUUAUUUGUGUGUGUGUGUGUGUGUAUAUAUAUAUAUAGUAAAUGUUAUACUUGUAUUUAAAAUCUAUGUAUGUAUCUAGAUAUAAAAUAUACAUAACAUGAAUAGUUGAAGGACCCACUGAUUUUCCCCCAUCCACACAUUAAAUGUGUCACCUAAUUAAAUGACUUUUCAUUGUAGUAUUUUCAAUUACACUGUUGGUUUUGACAUUGUGCCGUCCUGGUGACACCAUAUUUUUACUGACCAAUGUUAUUCUCAUUAUACUAACUGGUCUCAAUUUCUGAGUUCCUUCCACUGUAAAUGUCCAUAUUAUUCUUAUUCCCCUACCCCCCUAUUCCUAUCAUUCCCUCUACUGUUAUAUUACUUGUCUUUUUGUUUUCAAAUGUUUUCCUUCCAUAUACCUUUUCAGGAAGCCAGAUAUCCCUGUUCCAUAUCUUUAUUUUUAUCUGGCGGCCUCUGUAAUCUGUGCCAGUUUCAUGUCUUUUGGCGUUAAACGGCGCUGGUUUGCCUUAGGAUCGGCCAUGGAGCUGGCAAUCGGCACCUACGCUGCCCACGUUGGUGGAUAUGUGCAUUAUGGAGACUGGUUGAAGGUGAGUUAUGCUGCAUUUUUAUUUUAACUAAAAUAAAAUGGACAGAUUAUGUUCACCAUUACUAGUGGAUUUUGGGUAAAAGUUUAGUAAAUAUUCCAAGAUAGUCCUACAAUAGGUGCUCACUAGGUAUUGGGGGGGGCGGGGGGGGGGUAUUUUUCAAGUGCUUUUAUAGCAAUGAAAUUUCAUGGAAAGUGUUGUAAAUCUCUGGGUUAUACCCCCAGGAGAACUGGUGGAUGAAGUAUUCAGAGAAAAAAAUAAAUUAAAUUUUAGGUCUGUUAAGAAAAAGUUUGAAUUAUGUUACUGGAUCCAUGGAUCAUUAAUUUUUUUAAGUGAUUACAAUUAAAGCAAAGCCUACUCCUAUAUGCCUAAUGUUGUAUGCUAAUCUCCUUGUGUAAUCCAGGUCAGGAUGUACUCACGCACCAUUGCUGUCAUUGGUGGCUUCCUGGUUUUGGCCAGUGGUGCCGGCGAGAUCUACAGACAGAAGCCACGGAGUCGCUCUUUGCAGUCCACUGGACAGGUCUUCAUAGGGAUCUACCUAAUUUGCAUGGUAGGCUGUGUGUCUGAGACCACGUGGCAGUUGGAUUGUUAGUUGGGGGUGGGGGGGUAAUAUAAAAUGACACAUAUUUUCUCUUUGCAAUCUUAUAUAUAUUAUAAGAGAUUUUAAAAUAAAUAUUUUGUUCUGUUGUGAAAGUCCUGUCUACAUGGUACAUUACCACCUUUUCUUUGUUCACUAUAGUGAUAAUACAUCUUGAUCUAAAUUUUUCGUGAUCCAGGUUGUGACGUUUAAAGCACUUCUAACAAAUUUAAAGGGACACUAUAGUCACCAGAACAGCUGCAACUUAAUGUAGUUGUUCUGGUGUCCAUGGCAUGUUCCUGCAGGCUUUUUAAUGUAAAUACUGCCUUUUCAGAAAAAAGACACUGUUUACAAAACUGCCAAGGAACACCUAUAGUGGCAGUCACUCAGACUGCCACAAGAAGUGCUUCAGUGCUGCACUGUGUUCUGCUGCGCAUGUAUAAUAGCCUGCUAAUGCUUUCCUAUUGGAUAAUUUUGAUAAUCUCUGCCAUAGAGGCAGAGUCAGCUGCGGCGAGACUGGCGUGGGAGAAAAGGUGAGUAAAAUCACCUUUUUACUACACUGAGAAGGUGGCCUGAGACCUAAAUAGUUAUUUUAACACUAUAGUGUCAGAAGUAAAUGUGUUUCUGACAUUAAAUAAUGUUCCUUCAAAGCUAAACUGAACUAAAAAACAUUCUCCCAAGUCGGCAAUGCUUCCAGUUUGGCUACAUUGCCCUUAAAUUGACUUUGAAUUCCAGGCAGUUCUCACCAUCCAGCACUCCUCCAAGUAAACAGUCACCAUCCCAUCUAGUCUUUGCUUUUACAGCACAGAAAGUCGCUGCUUCCUUUCCAGGAGAGCAGAGUGGCAGUCGGGUAAUGCCCAUGCCGCCCCUAGAAAAGUGGAGGUGCUGACUGACUGAGGCAGCAUGGCCUGUUUUGUAGGGCAUGUGGGAAGAGAGAUUUAGAUUUUGGUGAAAAAUGACUGGUGCUGAGGAAGAGUGGAGAAGUAAUGCUGCCCUUUCCGGCUGAUGUCAGGUUUUUUUUACUAAAGAAAUAUCUGUACUAAAAACACAAAAUAUGACCUCACCUUGACAGUUCCUCAGGUGACAAGGUCCUCCUUCCUUUUCUUCUCUCAUUUUGUUUUGAUGAAAUAAUUAGUAAUUAUUACUACUAAUACGAAUGAUGGAGACUAUUUCGCUUUUAAUGUGUAUCUUUUUCCCUAUUCCGCACCAGGCAUAUACCUUGCAGCACAGUAAGGAGGAUCGCCUGGCGUAUCUAGAGUUCCUGCCGGGAGGCGAACCCGCCCUGCAAAUAGUCUUUAUCCUAUUUGGGAUCUUGGCUUUAUCUUUCCUAUCUGGGUAUUACGUGAGGAUUGCUGCCCAGGUUCUAGCAGUGCUGCUUCCUUUAACACUACUCCUCGUAGAUGGCAACCUGAAUUAUUGGCACACUAACAGACGGGUGGAAUUCUGGAACCAGAUGCGACUCAUUGGACAGAACAUUGGCAUCUUCGGUGCUGCUGUCAUAAUAGCCACGGAUGGCUGA